This is a messenger RNA of Naegleria fowleri, 864 nucleotides long. RefSeq lists its product as uncharacterized. The record is from RefSeq and is a predicted model, not a curated record. The transcript has 2 exons. Bases 1 to 864 code for a protein of 287 amino acids. Lineage: Eukaryota; Heterolobosea; Eutetramitea; Acrasida; Naegleriidae.
AUGGUACGAGUCUACGAAGAAACAUCGGGCCAAAAAUUGGACGGAGAUGAAAAUGAAACAGAAGGGCUUACUCCUUUUGAUGCCUGUAAAUAUCUUAUAGCGAAAAAGAUCAUGGCAACGAGAGAGAAAAUUAAACAACGAGACAACACGAAGGGAGGAGUUACUGUGAGAGCAAGGCUCAGCAAUGACUUGCGGAAGAUGAUAUCGGCCAUUAAGAACGACGACCUCCAAAAAAUUAUUAAGAUACAUGAGAAGAGCGCAAAGAAACGAUUCUUGAAGAAAGUGGACCCCGAACUCAUAAAAGCUCAAAAGAAUGAUAUAGAGCUUAUUAAAAAACAUAUAUUGGAACUUGAACUGCUGUCAAAGAGAAAAUACGACAAAGACAGUAAGAAAAAUCCAAAGGAGGAUACGACAACAUCUCACCUUCUUGAAGGGGCAGAUGAUCUCGAUAAUGAAAACAAAUCAAGUGGAGUCAUGGACGGUGUUGUUUUGGAGCAGAAUCUUCCUGAUGAUGCCACCAAGUCUCAACUUCCUACUAUUGAUAUUUCCCAAGCAAUGCUGAAGGUACAGGAUAUGCAAAAACAAAUUGAUCAAGGACUUGAUGUUUUCAGUAAGAAGCUGGACGAUCUUCAUCAAAUGUCGUUAGAUAUUGGGAACGAACUGAAUGAACAAAACAGACUUUUAGAACAGAUCGACAAGAAAGUCGAAGAAGAGGUUACCAAGCUCAAGAAUCUUAAUGCAAAAGUUGACAACGCUCUUGAUAAGGUCGGAGGAUCCAACAAAAUCAUGUGUAUUAUUUGCAUUGCCAUUAUUAUUGUGGUGUGCGCUGCUGCUGCAUUGAUCUUCCUAAUCUCCUAUUUUUGA